Molecule: messenger RNA, 459 nt
Organism: Sugiyamaella lignohabitans
Lineage: Eukaryota; Fungi; Ascomycota; Dipodascomycetes; Dipodascales; Trichomonascaceae
Gene: PPH21
Product: phosphoprotein phosphatase 2A catalytic subunit PPH21
Exons: 1
Coding region: 1-459 (152 amino acids)
Source: RefSeq, a predicted model, not a curated record
AUGGAUAUCGAUCCUGAUGUACAAAUGGAGGAUGCAUUGACUGAGCCAUCGUUAGGUCUGGAAGACGAAGAAAACGGACACAUCCACGAGUUCGGUGUCGACCCGCUCGAUAGCCGCUACCACGAUAUCUCGGUCAUGGGCCGCAAUGCGCCAGCCGAGCUCACUUCGCAAUCACUCAACCAGCUCGACUCAUGGAUCGAAACACUCCAAGGAUGCAACCCCCUCUCCGAAGAAGAGGUCCAACAACUCUGCAACAUGGUAAGUACCACCGCACCUACCCGAUGCCGCUCGCGAAGCGAGCACAACGGGGUCUGGGGCAGCGCCCCAGCCGCCGGAGGCGAGACACGGGGAAACGGAGGUGUGCCUCCGGCGGCUGGGGCGCUGCCCCAGACCCCGUUGUGCUCGCUUCGCGAGCGAUUGGGGGGAUGUGAAUGGGAUACUAACGAGGGUGUAGGCUAA